UUCUCUGUGUGUCCGGGCUGAGAACCUUUUUAAAGCCAUCCAGUGGAGCCAGAGUGCCUUUUGUCUGUUGAUACGAUCAGGGGACUGCAGGAAGUGAAGGAGCCUGAGAGUUUUUCUGUCAACCUCUGUGCCUCUUCUUCCUGCUGCUGCUGCUGCAUGCGCUCAAGGAGACUUGAACAGGGCUAUCUGUUUCCCUCUGUUCUGCUCCACUCCAACAGGGCAGACUGUUCACCAUGAAGGGCACAGAGCAUAGUAGAGGAUGUCUGCAGAUGCGUUUGGAGCCGGGGGCAGCGAUGCCCAGCAGACCUUGCAGUCCUUCUGGCCUCGUGUCAUGGAAGAGAUCAGGAACCUGACUGUGAAGGAUUUCCGUGUGCAGGAGUUGCCUCUAGCCCGAAUCAAGAAAAUCAUGAAGCUGGAUGAGGAUGUCAAAAUGAUCAGUGCAGAGGCUCCAGUUCUGUUUGCCAAGGCAGCUCAGAUCUUCAUCACGGAGCUCACACUCAGAGCGUGGAUCCACACUGAGGACAACAAGAGACGCACACUACAGAGGAACGACAUUGCCAUGGCAAUAACUAAGUUCGACCAGUUUGACUUCCUGAUUGACAUCGUGCCCCGGGACGACCUGAAGCCCCCUAAACGACAGGAGGAGAUGCGUCAGUCAGUAGCUCCAGCAGAGCCGGUGCAGUACUACUUCACCCUGGCCCAGCAGCCCGGAGCCGUGCAGGUGCAGGGAACACAACAAGUGCAGCAACCCGGCGGACAAACGACCAUCCAGCCUGGACAGAUCAUCAUCGCACAGCCACAGCAAGGACAGAUGCUGCAAGGUGCCACCAUGCAGCAGUUACAGCAAGUGCAGGUGCAGUCACAGGGCACGCCCAUCACGAGUGCGCCGGUGACCAUGCAGGUGGGUGAGGGCCAACAGGUGCAGAUCGUCCAGGCCACAACAGCUCAGGCUCAAGCUCAGGCACAAGCCCAGGGCCAGACUAUGCAGGUGAUGCAGCAGAUCAUCACCAACACGGGAGAAAUUCAGCAAAUCCCGGUGCAACUAAACACGGGCCAGCUACAAUACAUCCGUCUCGCUCAGCCUGUCUCCGGAGCACAAGUGGUCCAAGGACAGAUUCAGACUCUCGCCAAUGCCCAGCAGAUCACACAGGCAGAUGUUCAGCAAGGACAGCAGUUCAACCAGUUUACUGAUGGACAGCAGUUGUAUCAGAUUCAGCAGGUGACCAUGCCAGCAGGACAGGAGCUGACCCAGCAAAUGUUCAUUCAGUCCACCAAUCAGACAGUUGAGGCACAGGCCACGCAGGUCAGCACCGAAUGAGCCCAAACAGGAACCUUUACUUCAAACACACGACAGACAACCCACACGCACCAGCCCAUGCGACGCAGAAGGAUGCCACCAGUCUUGACAAAGGAUGCUCAACACCCUCGAUUUUAAGCACUGCUCCUUUUUAGAUGAGGGACCUGUAAUCUUGUAACAAAAUUAUAACACUGGAUCAAAAACCAAAGGGACACUGAUUGACUCUUUCACGAUCACACACUUCGAUACAUUUUGUACUUCUGCCACCCCCAUCUGUAAAGACGUAAUGCAUCUCCUGCCACACUCGACUGUCUCUCCACCAACCAACUCUAUUCUUCUUGUCUUUGUCUGAACUUCAGUAUUUUUAAAAAAGAUUUAAAAAAAACUUGUGAGCUUUAUUCCCGCCACUGUUCUCCGUUUGGAAAUGAAUUAGAAACGUUUCUGUCUCUGUGAACACGAUCUGGUCCCAGGGCAUCUGAUUGACGGAAGCCGUGGGUUUCUCCAUUCUUCGUCACCUCCUGCUUUCCCCUCCGAUGACGGCGUUAAUCAUCCCCUCUUCAUUGUUUGUCAUUUAUUGAUGAAUUGAAUGAAGCCAUAUACCUCAGAUAUCACUUUUUGCAGCAAAGAAGAAGUUCAAUGAUAAUGAUAAUUUUCUUGUAGUUUCCGUGUUGUGUUAUGUUCCGCAGUGAUGAAGCAUGACUUUAUGUUGUAAGGGCUUCAACCUGUUCCUGUUACCUGUGUGAUCAGUCAUCACUUCACUUCCAUUUGUUUUCUCUGCUCACUGUCUUUGUUCACCCCUCUGUCUUUAGAGCGGGGAGGCUCUUCUCCGCCUCUAUGCAGUUCCACACAUUUCUAACCGGGUGGUUUUUAAGUCUUGUGCCCUGGUUUAAGUCUCAUGUACAAACUCAUGACUCCAUCUGGAGAAAAAAAAAAAACACCCCCCCUUUUUAUAGAAACUUUUUUUCAAGUGUUUUUUUUUCUUUUUCGUUUUGAAAUGUUUUGCCUCAUAUCUUCCCCAUUAUGUUUUGUACAGUAAUGAUUAUUAUCAAUGUUCUUAUUGUUAUUUUUGCAUGUAGUUCCAACUGCCAGCAUGACAUGCAAUAGAUAGGUACAAUUUUUUUUAUUUUUGACGUUCCUUUUUGUAAACAAACUGUUUUUUUUCUUUUGUGAGAAAAAAAAAUAAAAAUCAUGACUUGUCUAAAACUC
Molecule: messenger RNA, 2503 nt
Organism: Hippoglossus stenolepis (Pacific halibut)
Lineage: Eukaryota; Metazoa; Chordata; Actinopteri; Pleuronectiformes; Pleuronectidae
Gene: nfyc
Product: nuclear transcription factor Y, gamma
Exons: 11
Coding region: 260-1318 (352 amino acids)
Biological process (GO): regulation of DNA-templated transcription
Cellular component (GO): nucleus; CCAAT-binding factor complex
Molecular function (GO): protein heterodimerization activity; DNA binding; DNA-binding transcription activator activity, RNA polymerase II-specific
Source: RefSeq, a predicted model, not a curated record